GAUAGUAUUUCUGCGGCAAGUACUUCUGAUGUUCAAGAUCGCCUGUCAGCUCUUGAAUUAAGAGUUCAACAACAAGAAGAUGAAAUUACAGUGCUGAAGGCAGCUUUGGCUGAUGUGUUGAGACGACUUGCAAUUUCUGAAGAUCACGUGGCCUCCGUGAAAAAAUCAGGUGCAAGUAAAGGCCUUCGAGAAGGUAUGUCUAUGUCCUGUAUAACCAAUGGCAGUGGUGGAAACAGAAAACCAAGUCACAUCAACUCUGUCUCAAUCGCAAGUAAAGAAACAUUUUCAUCUGCUGCUAAAAGUGGUACAGAAAAAAAGAAAGAAAAACCACAAGGAAAGAGAGAAAAAAGAGAGGAAUCUCAUUCUAAUGAUCAAAGUCCACAAAUUCGAGCAUCACCUUCUCCCCAGCCCUCCUCACAGCCUCUCCAAACACAGAAAAAAACUCAAGAAAGCAAGAAUCCUACUCCCACCAAAAGGCAUAAAGAUGCCAUCAUCCAAGCAAAAAUGUCAACCCGCGAAAAAAACAGCCAAGAAGGAGAGUAUAUUAAAAUGUUUAUGAGAGGACGGCCAAUCACAAUGUUCAUUCCUUCUGAUGUUGACAAUUAUGAUGACAUCAGAACAGAGCAGCCUCCUGAGAAACUCAAACUGGAGUGGGUAUACGGUUAUAGAGGAAAGGACUGUCGAGCUAAUGUUUACCUUCUCCCUACCGGGGAAGUCGUUUAUUUCAUAGCAUCAGUAGUAGUACUAUUUAAUUAUGAGGAGAGAACCCAACGACACUACCUGGGGCAUAAAGACUGCGUGAAGUGCCUUGCUAUUCAUCCUGACAAGAUUAGGAUUGCAACUGGACAAAUAGCUGGAGUGGAUAAAGACGGAAGGCCUCUGCAACCCCAUGUUAGAGUGUGGGAUUCUGUUACUCUGUCCACACUGCAAGUUCUUGGUCUUGGAACUUUUGAGCGGGGAGUAGGAUGCCUGAGCUUCUCAAAAGCAGACUCAGGUGUUUAUUUAAGUGUUAUUGAUGACUCCAAUGAACAUAUGCUUACUGUAUGGGACUUGCAGAAAAAAUCAAAAGUAGCAGAAAUAAAGACAACAAAUGAGGUUGUUUUGGCUGUGGAAUUCCAUCCAACUGAUGCAAAUACCAUAAUAACAUGUGGCAAAUCUCAUAUUUUUUUUUGGACCUGGAGUGGCAAUUCACUCACAAGAAAACAAGGAAUUUUUGGGAAAUAUGAAAAACCAAAAUUUGUGCAGUGCUUAGCCUUUUUGGGAAAUGGAGAUGUUCUUACGGGAGACUCAGGUGGAAUCAUACUUAUAUGGAGUAAAACUACUGUUGAGCCCACACCUGGCAAGGGGCCUAAAGGUGUCUAUCAAAUCAGCAAGCAAAUCAAAGCUCACGAUGGCAGUGUGUUCACACUGUGUCAGAUGAGGAAUGGGAUGUUGUUAACCGGAGGAGGGAAGGACAGGAAAAUCAUUCUGUGGGAUCACGAUCUGAACCCCGAGCGAGAAAUAGAGGUUCCUGAUCAGUAUGGAACAAUCAGAGCUGUAGCAGAAGGAGAAGCAGAUCAAUUUUUAGUAGGCACAUCGCGGAACUUUAUUUUACGGGGAACCUUUAAUGAUGGCUUCCAAAUAGAAGUACAGGGUCACACGGAUGAGCUCUGGGGUCUUGCCACACAUCCCUUCAAAGAUCUGCUCCUGACUUGUGCCCAGGACAGGCAGGUGUGCCUGUGGGACUCGGUGGAGCACAGGCUGGAGUGGAGCAGACUCCUGGAUGAACCAGGACACUGUGCAGAUUUUCAUCCAAGUGGCACAGUGGUGGCCAUAGGAACGCACUCAGGCAGGUGGUUUGUUCUGGACGCAGAAACCCGGGACCUCGUUUCCAUCCACACUGACGGGAAUGAGCAGCUCUCUGUGAUGCGCUACACAACAGAUGGUACGCUCCUGGCAGUAGGAUCUCACGACAACUUUAUUUACCUCUACACGGUCUCAGAAAAUGGAAGAAAAUAUAGCAGAUAUGGAAAGUGUACUGGACAUUCCAGCUAUAUCACACACCUGGAUUGGUCCCCAGACAACCAGUAUAUAAUGUCCAACUCAGGAGACUAUGAGAUACUGUACUGGGACAUUUUAAAUAACUGCAAACUAAUCAGGAACCGGUCCGAGUGUAAAGACAUUGAUUGGACGACGUACACCUGCGUGCUGGGCUUCCACGUCUUCGGUGUCUGGCCAGAAGGCUCCGAUGGGACAGACAUCAACGCACUGGUGCGAGCCCACAACAGAAAGGUCAUAGCUGUCGCCGACGACUUUUGCAAAGUUCAUCUGUUUCAGUACCCUUGCUCCAAACCAAAGGCUCCCAGCCACAAGUACAGUGCCCACAGCAGCCAUGUCACCAAUGUCAGCUUUACCCAUAACGACAGCCACCUCAUUUCAACUGGUGGGAAAGACAUGAGCAUCAUUCAGUGGAAACUCGUGGAAAAGUUACCUUUGCCUCAGAAUGAGAUUGUAGCCGACACUGCUCUAACCAAAGCCCCUGCCUCUUCCACCGAGGGCGUCCUGCAGUUUGACAGCCUCACACCACCUCCUCCCCAAACCCUAAAGGAAACAGCGGUGGCAGCUGUGGAAGCAGAGAGUGAGAUAAGCAACCCCCCUGUGCUCCCGGAGAUCAGCCUAGAACAGACUGUGGAGCCGAGCGAAGAGCAGAGCGAAGGGGGCAGCGAAGACCUUGGUGAGCCUGUCCCUGAAGAGCCACCCCCAGAGACAAGCGAGGAGCAGAGCAAGGCCACACACCCCCAGGACCCUCAAGGCCAGCCGCCCCUUCCCCUGUCCUAGCCCCGUGACUUCAGCUGCAUGUGGUUCCCUGAUGGAGUGCCGUGAGCGCAGGCUGGGAAGUGAUGGAGGACCACUUUAGAUUGUGAUUUCUGCUUUCCACAUUGUCUCCUUCAGUAGUCUUCUUUUCAGUCUCAAGUGCAGUCGGUCUCUCAAUCGGAGGAAAAGACUGAAGCAUCCCCGGUGUCUCAGACAUGGUGAGUGAGUGCUGAGAUGUCCGUACUGGAACAAAUGGCCCCGCGUCAUCCGACACGUUUCCUCAGGAGCAGCCAGAGGCCUCCCGAAUACUGCCGCUUGCUCACUGGCUCCGACUCUGCUACUCUCCUCCCCCCAGUGCAGAAAAAGAACAAGGGGGAAAGUGCUCUUACUGCGGUCUGUCUCCUCCUGCCCCAGGUGUUUGCAGGAGGCGCUUUCAUGCAGAGAACCGCCAGUAUUCGCCGGCGGUCGUGUUGCCUUCGUUGUUUCCCUGCCCUGCUGGGGAAGGCCCAGGGGUGCUUGCUAGUUACUGUUUAGGUGCUGCCUCUUCCCAGUUACAAGGACACCCGGCCUCUCUCAGUGCAGCUGUUUCCUCCGCCAACUAAGUAUUGGUGGGUUACAGAGCUUUAAUGUAUAGUAACCAGUGAUACUCAGACUUCGUGGAUUUCUCCAGGGAUUCCUCGACUGGCCUCAACAUCGUCCAGUGUUGGGCAUUCAGGUGAACGGAAGGGGAAAACCGCGUGCCUCUAAAACGACGCUGUAAUUACCUGGCUAAUUUUACUUUAGCCUUCGUCCUAG
Messenger RNA from Echinops telfairi (small Madagascar hedgehog), 3588 nucleotides. It is a transcript of the gene EML4, whose product is annotated as EMAP like 4. Gene Ontology annotation, biological process: microtubule cytoskeleton organization. Gene Ontology annotation, molecular function: microtubule binding. Gene Ontology annotation, cellular component: mitotic spindle. The record is from RefSeq and is a predicted model, not a curated record. Lineage: Eukaryota; Metazoa; Chordata; Mammalia; Afrosoricida; Tenrecidae.